GUGCACUCAGUCCGCAACUGAACUCUCUCAGACGGACUGAGUGAGUGAGUGAGUGCGCUCGAAUUGGGGGGGGUUUAACUCCGGGAUGUUUCAGUGUGGAGCUCAAUAAACACCACGAAGCCGACUUUAGCACAAAAACGAUUUUACCCCACGCUUGUUCGGACAUUAGGGAAGAGCAGCCGUGUCCAAAACCGACGGACUUUUCCCCUCGACUCUCUUGUGAGGACUUCAGACCCCGAGAACUCAAGAUGUCAAUUUUGCCCUUCACUCCCCCCAUCGUCAAGAGACUUUUGGGUUGGAAGAAAGGGGAGCAGAACGGCCAGGAGGAGAAGUGGUGCGAGAAAGCCGUGAAAAGUCUGGUGAAGAAGCUGAAGAAGACGGGGCAGCUGGACGAGCUGGAGAGAGCCAUAACCACCCAGAAUAUCAACACCAAAUGCAUCACUAUACCGAGGUCUCUCGAUGGCCGCCUGCAGGUUUCCCACAGGAAAGGUCUUCCCCAUGUCAUCUACUGCCGCCUGUGGCGCUGGCCCGACCUGCAGUCGCACCACGAGCUGCGGGCGGUGGAGCUGUGCGAGUACGCCUUCCACACGAAGAAAGAUGAAGUGUGUGUCAACCCGUACCAUUACCAGAGAGUAGAGACACCAGUCCUCCCACCUGUGCUGGUGCCCAGACACACAGAAAUUCCCAGCGAGUUCCCGCCACUCGAUGACUACAGCCAUUCAAUCCCUGAAAACACCAACUUCCCUGCUGGAAUUGAGCCCCAGAGCAACUACAUACCAGAAACGCCACCACCUGGCUACCUCAGUGAGGAUGGAGAGACCAGCGAUCACCAGAUGACCCACAGCAUGGACACCAGCUCCCCAAACCUGUCACCGAACCCUGUUUCACCCACACACAGCAACUUAGACCUUCAGCCCGUGACGUACUGUGAGCCGGCCUUCUGGUGCUCUAUUUCAUACUACGAGCUGAACCAGCGAGUAGGAGAGACCUUCCACGCCUCGCAGCCGUCGCUGACAGUGGACGGAUUCACAGACCCCUCCAACUCUGAGCGCUUCUGCCUCGGCCUCUUGUCCAACGUCAACCGCAACGCGUCUGUGGAGUUAACGCGCAGACAUAUCGGCCGCGGCGUGCGGCUCUAUUACAUCGGAGGAGAAGUGUUUGCCGAGUGUCUCAGCGACAGCGCCAUCUUUGUCCAGAGCCCCAACUGUAACCAGCGCUACGGCUGGCACCCUGCCACUGUCUGCAAGAUUCCUCCAGGAUGUAAUCUGAAGAUUUUUAACAACCAGGAGUUUGCUGCCUUGCUCGCCCAGUCAGUCAACCAGGGCUUUGAGGCCGUGUACCAGCUCACCAGGAUGUGCACCAUCCGCAUGAGCUUUGUCAAGGGCUGGGGAGCCGAGUACAGGCGACAGACGGUGACCAGCACCCCCUGCUGGAUAGAGCUGCACCUGAACGGCCCCCUGCAGUGGCUGGACAAGGUGCUCACACAAAUGGGCUCCCCCAGCAUCCGCUGCUCCAGCGUCUCCUAGGGGGAAGCCGUCCAUGCAGCCACUUCCUGCACACGUGUCCUGUCAGUGACUAGAAACACACACACACACACACACACACACACGCAUGCAGAACAAAAGGAAACGGCUUCAGUACAGAAAGCGUGGAAAGACGUCGGUCCUCCUCGUUCUGUCUCUGGGUCAGUUCCUCCUCCAGCUGUCAGUAGCACUUUUGACAUUCAUGUUUGUGGCACAAGGGGACAAGUGCAUUAAAGCAGUACCAUGUAAGUAUGAUUUUUGUUUUAUCGGAAAUGUUUUUUGUUAAGCAGCAGCUUUGUGCCAGAGAAGCUGUAACAACAGGAGGAGUUUUCUUUCUUUUUCUUUGCUCUCGUUUGUUCAAAUUUCCUAAUUUCAUUGUCAUACUUUUUAUUCUCUCAUUUGUACAGAUGUGUAUGUGAACAGUGGAUUUAUAAAAAAAGAAAAGAAAAGAAAGAAAUGUUUGUUUUUAAGCAUAAUUACAUUGUGAAGCAUGUGUAAGAUCAUGUUUAAUGCAUUUCACUUGACUUUGUAUUUGGGGCAUUUGAAAUACAGAAGAGUAUGAAGAUGGCGACGAGGAGAAAAAAAGAAAAGGCUGAGUAUCGUUUUUUAAACACUGUGUGAAGGAAUAUAAUGUAAACCUAAUUCAGUCUCCUUUUUUCAGGAUUUCAAAGAUUGAUUCUAAUGAGACAAAAAUAUAGAGAUUUCAGACAGAAACAAAAAUGAUGACGCAGUUUCAGGUUCAGUGUGUGAGACGCUUCAGUCGCUCUCCUCUUUCUCAAGUGUGCCAGGAAACUACGGUGGCCUUCACGUUUUUGUAAUUAGAAAGCAAAGUGGCGUCCUCCACAGAGCAAGGCCCUUAAAGAAUACAACAAAACCAAACCAUUCUUUUAUUUUGAAACGAAUUUACACUUACACAAACAUACCUAUAUAUGAUUAUUCUCAUGCAGAAGAUCGACAGGUUACAGCUCUUAUCUUGAGUAUUUGAAGACAAUGAUUCUCCUCACUUUUGUAAAAUGUUAACAUUGUAAGGCAAUUGUUAAAGGUCCAGUGU
Solea senegalensis (Senegalese sole) is the source of this 2574-nucleotide messenger RNA. Its product is annotated as mothers against decapentaplegic homolog 3. The record is from RefSeq and is a predicted model, not a curated record. NCBI's taxonomy places the organism in Eukaryota, Metazoa, Chordata, Actinopteri, Pleuronectiformes, Soleidae. Bases 249 to 1526 code for a protein of 425 amino acids. Gene Ontology annotation, molecular function: I-SMAD binding; RNA polymerase II cis-regulatory region sequence-specific DNA binding; DNA-binding transcription factor activity, RNA polymerase II-specific. Gene Ontology annotation, biological process: transforming growth factor beta receptor signaling pathway; cell differentiation; anatomical structure morphogenesis. The transcript is spliced from 8 exons. Gene Ontology annotation, cellular component: heteromeric SMAD protein complex.